Panicum hallii is the source of this 1251-nucleotide messenger RNA. Its product is annotated as peroxidase 2-like. Gene Ontology annotation, cellular component: plant-type cell wall; plasmodesma. NCBI's taxonomy places the organism in Eukaryota, Viridiplantae, Streptophyta, Magnoliopsida, Poales, Poaceae. Gene Ontology annotation, molecular function: heme binding; peroxidase activity. The transcript is spliced from 2 exons. Gene Ontology annotation, biological process: response to oxidative stress; hydrogen peroxide catabolic process. The record is from RefSeq and is a predicted model, not a curated record. The coding region runs from base 89 to 1087 and encodes 332 amino acids.
CUUCUCGCAAUAUAAUCUCACUCGAGAUACAAGCAGCAAGUUCAAUUUGCGAGGUUAGACGACGGCGGCGAUCGCCGGAGCAAGCACGAUGGCGAGCAAGGCGGCCGCCGCGCUCUCGUGCGCGUUGCUGGUCGUAGCAGCGGCUGGCUACUACACUCCUCCCAGCCCCGGCGCCUGCGGGCUCAAGGUGGGGUACUACCACGACAGGUGCCCGAAAGCCGAGGCCAUCGUCAAGCGCGUCGUCGGAGACGCCGUCCGCCGGAACCCCGGCGUCGGCGCCGGGCUCAUCCGCAUGCUCUUCCACGACUGCUUCGUCGAGGGCUGCGACGCCUCCGUCCUCCUGGACCCGACGCCGGCCAACCCGCAGCCGGAGAAGCUCGGCGCGCCGAACAACCCCAGCCUCCGCGGCUUCGAGGUCAUCGACGCCGCCAAGGCCGCGCUGGAGCGUGCCUGCCCGGGCGUCGUCUCCUGCGCGGACAUCGUCGCCUUCGCCGCCCGCGACGCGUCCUCCUCCCUCGGCGGCGGUCGCGGGGUCGACUUCGACAUGCCCGCCGGCCGCCUCGACGGGCGCGUCUCUGUCGCCUCCCGCACGCUCGACUUCCUCCCGCCGCCGACCUUCAACCUCUCCGAGCUCGUGGGCAGCUUCGCCGCCAAGGGCCUCGGCGUCGAGGACAUGGUCGUGCUCUCGGGCGCGCACACCGUCGGCCGCUCCCACUGCUCGUCCUUCGUCCCCGACCGCCUCGCCGCCCCCUCCGACAUCAGCCCGUCGCUCGCCGCGUCCCUGAGGGGCCAGUGCCCGGCGAGCCCGAGCUCCGGCAACGACCCCACCGUGGUGCAGGACGCCGUGACGCCGGACACGCUGGACAACCAGUACUACAAGAACGUGCUGGCGCGGCGGGUGCUCUUCACGUCCGACGCGGCGCUCCUCACGUCGCCGGCGACGGCGAGGAUGGUGUCGGACAACGCCAACAUCCCCGGGUGGUGGGAGGACAGGUUCAAGAAGGCCAUGGUGAAGAUGGCCAGCGUCGAGGUGAAGACCGGCCGUAACCAGGGCGAGGUCAGGAGGAACUGCCGGGCUGUCAACUAGCUCCUCUGAAUCUGAUCGUCAUCCACCCUUCUACGCAUGUAACAUGUUGUGAUUUGCAUCGCCAUUGUUUAGUUUCAUUUGUUACGAUGAACUUUUAAUAAUCUGUAACUGGGUAUCAUGAUUGGAGUUGACAAAGUUAAUAAAGUCGAUCGGUGUUUCAACUC